Molecule: messenger RNA, 1219 nt
Organism: Delphinapterus leucas (beluga whale)
Lineage: Eukaryota; Metazoa; Chordata; Mammalia; Artiodactyla; Monodontidae
Gene: HTR1F
Product: 5-hydroxytryptamine receptor 1F
Biological process (GO): adenylate cyclase-activating adrenergic receptor signaling pathway; positive regulation of MAPK cascade
Cellular component (GO): plasma membrane
Molecular function (GO): G protein-coupled serotonin receptor activity
Source: RefSeq, a predicted model, not a curated record
UCAGCUAUAUUAAUCUUUUAAAUCAAACAAAAAAUGGAUUUCUUAAACUCAUCUGAUCAAAACUUGACCUCGGAAGAACUGUUCGACAGAAUGCCAUCCAAAAUUCUGGUGUCCUUCAUUCUCUCUGGGCUGGCACUGAUGACGACGACCAUUAACUCACUUGUGAUCGCUGCAAUUAUUGUGACCCGAAAGCUACACCACCCAGCCAACUACUUAAUUUGCUCCCUUGCAGUCACAGAUUUUCUUGUAGCUGUCCUGGUGAUGCCUUUCAGCAUUGUGUAUAUUGUGAGAGAGAGCUGGAUUAUGGGGCAAGUGGCCUGUGACAUUUGGCUGAGCGUUGACAUCACGUGCUGCACUUGCUCCAUCUUGCAUCUCUCUGCUAUAGCUUUGGAUCGGUACCGGGCAAUCACAGAUGCUGUUGAGUAUGCCAGGAAAAGGACUCCCAAGCAUGCUGGCACUAUGAUUACCAUAGUUUGGAUUAUAUCUAUUUUUAUCUCUAUGCCUCCUCUAUUCUGGAGGCAUCAAGGAACUAGCCGAGAGGAUGAGUGCAUCAUCAAACACGACAACAUUGUUUCCACUAUUUACUCAACAUUUGGAGCUUUCUACAUCCCAUUAACAUUGAUUUUGAUCCUCUACUACAAAAUAUAUAAAGCAGCAAAGACUUUAUACCACAAGAGACAAGCAAGUAGGAUUGCCAAGGAGGAGCUGAAUGGUCACCUUUUGGGGAGUGGUGAGAAAAGCAUUAGACUGGUCUCCACACCGUACAUGCUAGAAAAGUCUUUAUCUGAUCCAUCAACGGACUUUGAUAAAAUUCAUAGCACAGUGAAAAGCCCCAGGUCUGAAUUCAAGCAUGAGAGAUCCUGGAGAAGGCAAAAGAUCUCAGGCACAAGAGAACGCAAAGCAGCCACUACCCUGGGAUUAAUCUUGGGUGCAUUUGUAAUAUGUUGGCUUCCUUUUUUUGUAAAAGAAUUGGUUGUUAAUAUCUGUGAAAAGUGUAAAAUUUCUGAAGAAAUGUCAAAUUUUUUGACAUGGCUUGGAUAUCUCAAUUCCCUUAUAAACCCACUGAUUUAUACAAUCUUUAAUGAAGACUUCAAGAAAGCAUUCCAAAAACUUGUGCGAUGUCGAUAUUAGUUUAAAGAAGUUUAUUAUGGAAAGAUUGGGGUUCUUUCGAGGUGAAGUUACUAAAUGAAGGAUAAAGAAUAAAACAUUUAAACUUUUA